UAAUUACUCACCAAAUCAGAACAUUCUAACUUCAAAUUUUUGUUUUUUUCAAGAGAAAAAAAAGCUUCAAAUUUUUGCAGCAUGACGUUUCAAAAUGACGAUCACUACGAGGCUGAUCUUGCCUUACUUGAUACAAUCAGAAGAUAUUUGCUCGACGACAUGGGGCCUCUCGCUGCAACAGUCAAGCCCGAGCCCGAGCCCGAGCCCGAGCCCGAGCCUCAACUAUCCUUUCUGAGUUUCCAAGCAGUGGCGGCGAAACCGGCGGCACCAAGAGGAGCGCACUACAGAGGGGUGCGGCAGCGGCCGUGGGGGAAGUUCGCGGCGGAGAUACGAGACCCGUCCAAGAAUGGGGCGCGGGUGUGGCUCGGGACCUACGAGACGGCGGAGGAGGCGGCCUUGGCCUAUGAUCAGGCCGCCUACGCCAUGCGCGGCUCGCGGGCGAUGCUCAAUUUCCCGUUGAGGGUGAAUUCGGGCGAGCCGCCGCCCGUUAGAAUUACAUCCAAGAGGUCCACCGCUUCCUCGUCUUCAGACAGCAGCGGCUCGCCGCAGAAGAGGAAGACGGCGGCGGCUGCUGAUGGACUCAAAAAGAAGCGGACGUCGUCAGCCAUCUCACAAGAGCGAUUUCCUAUUUUUUAUUAGCUAGUUUUAUCAUUCUCUUUCCUCUUCUUGUUCAAACUUCAAACAACCAACAUAUGGAAUUAUGGAUACAUUUUACGUCA
Salvia miltiorrhiza (redroot sage) is the source of this 719-nucleotide messenger RNA. RefSeq names its product ethylene-responsive transcription factor 1A-like. Lineage: Eukaryota; Viridiplantae; Streptophyta; Magnoliopsida; Lamiales; Lamiaceae. The record is from RefSeq and is a predicted model, not a curated record. Bases 82 to 639 code for a protein of 185 amino acids. Gene Ontology annotation, molecular function: DNA binding; DNA-binding transcription factor activity. The transcript has a single exon. Gene Ontology annotation, biological process: ethylene-activated signaling pathway; regulation of DNA-templated transcription.